AUGCUGGAAGAAAUUUUGGAGAAUCUUGUUUCCACGUAUGUACAUAGUCAAUUCACAUGUCGAGUGCAGUGGUUUUCUAUCCUCUGCUUAUGGAAUGGUGGCAUAUUAAUUAUGACUGCAAUAUCUAUUGAGAGGUAUAUUGCAAUUUGCCAUCCGUUGAAGGUAAAAACUAAUCCCGACUGUCGCAGAGUGGUGAAGAUAAUUGUGAUUCUAUGGUUGGUUUCGAUCGCCGAGGCGGUCUUUGACACUCUCGACGUCGAUGCUUGGAAGGUCCGAGAGACCUGGGUGUGUCAUGCGAUCCCAACUCUGCGGGUUCGUGUUGUAAACGGCGCACAAGCGAUUGUUUCAUUUGUUAUACCGCUUAUAAUAAUGACUUUCGUCUAUAUGUCUAUUAUGCUAAAAGUCAACUGUAAACGGAGAAAAAGUUCAAGAGAUAAGUGGUGGAGUGUAGCAUGGCGUGUGAGCAACUUCAAUUGUUGGCUAAGCGUCGUCUUAAACCCCAUUAUGUUUAGUCUCGUGUCGUCAAAGUUUAGAAAAUCCUUUAAGUCAAAGCUUCCUAUGACAGGCAAAGUUAUUAUAGUGACAGGAGCUAAUAGCGGGUUAGGGUUUGAAACGGCCAAAGAUCUGGCGAAACGUGGAGGUCGAGUCAUCAUGGCCUGUCGGAACGAGCACCGCGCGCUCGCUGCCCGCGAUUCAAUCAUCAAAGAGACAGGUAACCCAGAAGUCGUCUACAAGCAUCUCGACAUGUCGUCCCUUGCGUCGGUGCGACGAUUCGUUGAGGACAUCGACAACACGGAGAAGCGACUGGAUGUCCUCGUCAACAACGCAGGAGUCAACGGCUGCGGGGAUCGUUUCACCGAGGACGGCAUUGUCGAAGAGAUGCAGAUGGUCAACAAAAGUGAGUGA
Molecule: messenger RNA, 906 nt
Organism: Cydia splendana
Lineage: Eukaryota; Metazoa; Arthropoda; Insecta; Lepidoptera; Tortricidae
Product: QRFP-like peptide receptor
Exons: 4
Coding region: 1-906 (301 amino acids)
Biological process (GO): G protein-coupled receptor signaling pathway
Cellular component (GO): membrane
Molecular function (GO): G protein-coupled receptor activity
Source: RefSeq, a predicted model, not a curated record